AUGUCCCUAACACUCGAGAGGAUGGACACCUUCCUUUUGGCUUUAUAUACCCUGCUAGCUUACAGCACAGGCGUGCAGGCAAAGGCGGUCUUCGCCCAUUUCAUAGUUGGCAACACUGAGAAUUAUGUAAUGAGCGAUUAUGAGUAUGACAUCAGUCAGGCCCAGCAUGCGCACAUUGAUAGGUUCGCUCUCAACAUAGCGCGAGACGAGGCCACCAACGUUAAAAGCGUUGAGAACAUGUUUAGCGCUGCAGAGGCUGUUGGCUUCAAACUAUUCUUCUCUUUCGACUACGCCGGUCAAGGCCCGUGGGAUAAGGAGGAUGUCAUCGCUAUGCUGGACAUUUAUGCCAAUAGCCCGUCAUACUUCCGACACUCAACUGGUCAGCCUCUAGUAUCGACUUUCGAGGGCCCAAAGCAGUCAGAUAACUGGGUCGAGAUCAAGCAGCGAACUGGAGCCUUCUUCAUGCCUUCUUGGUCAUCCCUCGGCGCAAAGCGGGCCAUAAAGAAGGGCACGGCCGACGGGCUCUUCAGCUGGGGUGCUUGGCCGGAGGGACCCAACGCUAUCAGUGAGGAGAUUGAUGCCUUCUAUGUCGACUUUCUCAGAAAAGAUGCUAGCGGCAAACCCAGGCCUUAUAUGAUGCCCGUUUCGCCUUGGUUCUACACCAACCUGCCCGGUUACAAGAAGAACUGGCUCUGGCGCGGCGACAGCCUCUGGUUUAACCGUUGGAAUCAUGUGUAG
Messenger RNA from Colletotrichum costaricense, 738 nucleotides. RefSeq lists its product as uncharacterized. The transcript has 2 exons. The record is from RefSeq and is a predicted model, not a curated record. NCBI's taxonomy places the organism in Eukaryota, Fungi, Ascomycota, Sordariomycetes, Glomerellales, Glomerellaceae. Gene Ontology annotation, molecular function: glucan endo-1,3-alpha-glucosidase activity. Bases 1 to 738 code for a protein of 245 amino acids.